Molecule: messenger RNA, 450 nt
Organism: Stegastes partitus (bicolor damselfish)
Lineage: Eukaryota; Metazoa; Chordata; Actinopteri; Pomacentridae
Product: echinoderm microtubule-associated protein-like 6
Exons: 3
Coding region: 154-450 (98 amino acids)
Molecular function (GO): microtubule binding
Source: RefSeq, a predicted model, not a curated record
CAAGGGGACACACUGAGAACUCAUCAAAUGAACUGUAGAGCAAAGGAAUCCUCUCUAGAGUGGACGUUCUGCAGCGUCCUCGUUCCCUGUAACGUCUCUAGAACAUGUAGGGAUCCUAGAGGGCACACUGGGCUUUAGGGAACAGGGUCAUAGAUGGCGUUUCUUUGUGAUCUCAGCAUCCUUGGCGAUGAGGUUCUCGGCGUUUGGCCUCGUAACGCCGAGAAGGCCGACGUGAACUGUGCUUGUGUUUCUCACGCCGGCAUCAACCUGGCGACCGGAGAUGACUUCGGCCUCAUCAAGCUCUUCGACUUCCCCUGUACCGACAAGUUCGCAAAACACAAGCGUUACUUCGGUCACUCUGCUCAUGUGACCAACAUUCGCUUCUCCUGCGAUGAUAAAUACGUCAUCAGCGCCGGCGGCAGCGACUGCAGGAACCUGGAGGAAACCUGA